Molecule: messenger RNA, 408 nt
Organism: Daucus carota subsp. sativus
Lineage: Eukaryota; Viridiplantae; Streptophyta; Magnoliopsida; Apiales; Apiaceae
Product: oleosin L-like
Exons: 1
Coding region: 1-408 (135 amino acids)
Biological process (GO): sexual reproduction; lipid storage
Cellular component (GO): membrane; monolayer-surrounded lipid storage body; extracellular region
Source: RefSeq, a predicted model, not a curated record
AUGGCACAUCAUCGUCAUCAUCAUCAUCACCAACAAUCCCACAAAGUUGUCAAGGCCACCACAGCACUCACUCUCACCGGCUCUCUAUUAGUCCUCUCUGCCCUCACCCUAUCCGCCACUAUCAUUGGCCUUGUCCUCGCCACCCCUGUCUUCGUGAUCUUCAGCCCUGUUCUAGUCCCUGCUGCAAUCACCAUUUUUCUCCUAGCAGCUGGAGUUUUCACCGCGGGUGGACUAGGGAUCACCGCCACCUUUGUGUUUUCGUGGAUGUACAAGUACGUGAAUGGACAGCACCCCAUUGGAGCAGACCUGCUGGACUCAAUAAAGUCGAAAUUUGUGGCCACAGCUGCGGCUAUAAGGGAGAAAUCGGCUCAGCUUGGGCAUGAUGCUCUUAAGAAAACUAAUCAGUAA